AACCAGACUUCAAACUCUUCAAGUCAUAAAGAAACAUCUCAAUCAGAAAAACUUGACCAUUCUAUUACAUUAAAUCAUGUUAUUAAAGUAUAUCAAGAAGCACAAAUAAGACAAAAUUGGCCUAACCCUUUUGAGAUUGAUUUUCUCAAUAUAAAAGAACCUAAUAAUGUGGCAACGAUUUCAUAUAGAAUAGGUGACUUGAUAAUAUCUUACGCAAUUCUAGAUACCGGUGCAAAUGAUUCAUUAUAUACUGGUAAUAUUCCUGAGUAUUUAGGAAUAAAAAUAGAUAAAAAAAAUGUUCACAAACUUACUGGUGCAGUUGGAGAUUCCCAAUAUAUUGGUAUAUCAUAUAAUGUUCCUAUAACCAUAGAUACUAAAGAAAAUUCUAUAACAGUUCUUGAAAAUGAGAUAUCUGUAAUUCCUACAAAAAAAGAUUGA
Acaulospora morrowiae is the source of this 438-nucleotide messenger RNA. The record is from the annotation of a GenBank genome assembly. NCBI's taxonomy places the organism in Eukaryota, Fungi, Glomeromycota, Glomeromycetes, Diversisporales, Acaulosporaceae.